AGCGGUGAGUUGUCUGUCAUGGGUAACCUAUUGAGGUAGCUGGAAGUAUUAAUGCUUGGACUGGUACAUAGACGCGAAGGCAAAAUCGGCUUCUUCCAGAGGUUCCAAACACACUCCAGACCUUAGCCUCCGUCCUUGCCUGAGACCCAGUCGAGCGCACACUCAAGUGUCACAACUUGGAACUUGUCAAUACCGCCAUCCCACCUCUUCCAACCAGGCAGAUACCAAUGAACCCAAUUGGACUGCAGCCGUCGGAGGAUGUGGAAUACACAAUAUCCGAGGACCGUGCUGCUGGUGAUGCAUUGCACGCCGAAUCUGGGUUCGAAUUGCUUGCCUCGUCGUCUUCGGCCACUUCACAGGCAUUGCCGGCCACCCAGGCAAAGUUCGAUCUCGCGGAUCGCGAGAUGCAACUGAAGCUGCUCGAGCAUCAAAGUAGGCGGAGGAUGAUGGCGGCAAAGCAUUGGGAACGAAACCAUCCCAGCCAACACUCCAUUGUCGACCCCAGAGAGACGAAGGAACACCUUGACGCCAACCAACAUGAAAUUGCAAACACCAAUGUAGCGACGAGAACCAGUCCAAACGCCGAUAACAUGGCUUCAGACUCGGAGGAAUGCUCCAACGUUGAUAACCACGAGGACUUUCCCCUACUCUACCGGGUCUACUGCCUGGAACAUCACUACAAAUGCGACCGCCGCAUGUUUGGAGACGAGCCUCGCCGCGUGCUCAUCGAUGGGCAGCUGCAUCUUGCCGGCGACCACUUUAUCGACGUUGGCCGUCUCAUCACCAGUCUAAGCAACCGACCAUUCAUUGUAUACCGUACAUUCUAUUGCGACAAUCGAGAGCUGUACUCCACUCAACAUUCCGCCGCUUCUUCCGAGGCCCAUUCUGCCGGUUACGGUGUAGUUUCAGUCCUCUCCACAGAACUUCACACAGCACUCCAGAAGAUUUGCAAAUUCGCACCAAAUGAUGGUGCUUACGAGCCCAAGCCGGAUUCUUCCUUCGAGUCCCCUUGCAUGCUGAAACCCCCAUCUCCUCUUCUGACUCUGUCGACCUCGGAAUACACGCAAUACUUUUUCUACCAUCACCGAGCUGACAUAGAGCAAGCUGCGGCCGAGGCUGCUUGCGGAGAGCACUUGAACCAUCUCUUGGCAUAUUUGCAACAGCAUCCAGACCCCAUGCAUACCAAGUGCAACGAUCUCUUCAGCCGGGGUCUUGUCACAUCUGAGACGCUGGCCUGGUUGUUUCGCCCGAACGAGAUCAUAGUGCACAGAGAAGGCAAGCUCCUGACUGCCUACGUCUUGCGUGCUGUACCCAUGUGGAGCGGUCCCAACACAGUCGAGCUGGACUGUUGGACCUGGGGCUACGACGGGAAAUGGUUUCAGAGAAAGGACAAGAUCCUCACCGUGACAUGUCUGUCGUACAGCGCGAUCUACAUUACCGAGUUGUCGGUGUACCCUUUGCGCUAUGCCGAGGAGCAAACCAGACAGCAGUUACACAGGACGGGCAGCCACUUCUGGAAGUUGAGAUACCAGACCCACGUUGCUUAUGAAGGGCCCGACUAUCAAGCCUUCUGACUCCAGAUGCAUGAUCGACUACGAGACAUACCACAAAUUUCACGAAUACGCAGACGCGUUCAAGUUUUCGAACUACCGGAUUGUUCCGUUCGAUAACUG
Molecule: messenger RNA, 1673 nt
Organism: Canariomyces notabilis
Lineage: Eukaryota; Fungi; Ascomycota; Sordariomycetes; Sordariales; Chaetomiaceae
Exons: 3
Coding region: 228-1574 (448 amino acids)
Source: RefSeq, a predicted model, not a curated record